AUGCUGUUGAAAACCAUUAUCCUAAUAUUUGGGCUCACAGCUUGUGCAGCUGUGCCGUCCAGUAUCGUCCGCCCAUGCGACUCGAUACCCUGCAUAGCGCGACACCUGGCGUCGCAGUCGGCCUGCAACCCGAACGUGCGCGGCUCCGUGCCGAGCGAGUACACCAUCCGCAACUUCCGCUUCGACACGCCCUACUUCAACGCGACCUACAUCGACAACGACCUGGUCAUCAGAAACCAUGACAAGUGCUUCGUGUCCGAGUUUUAUUACAACGUAGCCACUCAGAAGGCAGUGCUCAGCUUGGACUGUCCGCUGCUGGAGUUCCAGUCCACCCGCACCGUCGUGCAGCACUACUCGCUGCGGGAAGAUCUCACUUACAACUACAGCUACCACGGCACCUACCCCAUGGUUCGUCUGACGUCAACCAUGCCGCUGACGCAGCCGUUUGACAUGUGCCGCGCGUUCACCUUCGCUGACGUCACCGCGCUGCCGCGAUACCACAUCAACGUCAACAAUAAGAGAACGGCGAAUUUCCUCUCAAGAGACGAAACUUUCCUUAACAUCUUCGAAAGAGAAACUUUCUUUUGGCGAGGCCGCCAACUAGCGCGGUUCUUCAUCAACUCUCUCAUUUGCGACUUUGGAUGCGACUUCUAG
Molecule: messenger RNA, 654 nt
Organism: Pararge aegeria (speckled wood butterfly)
Lineage: Eukaryota; Metazoa; Arthropoda; Insecta; Lepidoptera; Nymphalidae
Gene: P25
Product: fibrohexamerin-like
Exons: 5
Coding region: 1-654 (217 amino acids)
Cellular component (GO): extracellular region
Molecular function (GO): structural molecule activity
Source: RefSeq, a predicted model, not a curated record